AUGACAGGCUUCUUCGACGUCAGUGCCGGCGUCGGCACUCAGGCAGGGAAAGGAAGCACCGACGGCAUGCGAACUGGCGGAGGGAAGCGGACAGACGAACUUGGUGAGACCUUCAACGCCGAAGGCGUCCUGGAUCCAACAAAGCUGGAUCCCAUCCAGGCUGCCAUGUACGUGGCCCAGAUGUACGACAAGAAGCAGAGAAAUCAGGAGGAGGAGAAAGAGGAGGAGCUCUCCUCUGACAGCGAGGAAGGAAGCGGCAGCUCUGAGGGAGAGGGAGAUGACAAAGCCAAGGAUGCGUCAAAGUCACAGGCACGGGCAGCCUCGUCCGGCAAGACGUUGUAUCCACCAGGCCUCUACGAGAAGAUGAAGAAGUUCUACUCCUUGCAUGACCCGACGAAGCUGUCCACCAUCGGCCCGGGGAACUCUUCGGUCGAUGAAGAGGCACUGGAUGCUGAGCUCAAGAGCAAGUUCGGCGUGGGGUUGGAUUCCAUCCAGUAG
Molecule: messenger RNA, 498 nt
Organism: Symbiodinium sp. CCMP2592
Lineage: Eukaryota; Dinophyceae; Suessiales; Symbiodiniaceae
Source: the annotation of a GenBank genome assembly